Messenger RNA from Myiozetetes cayanensis, 4542 nucleotides. RefSeq names its product cytochrome b-245 heavy chain (gene CYBB). Gene Ontology annotation, molecular function: superoxide-generating NAD(P)H oxidase activity. Bases 163 to 1875 code for a protein of 570 amino acids. The transcript is spliced from 13 exons. Gene Ontology annotation, biological process: superoxide anion generation; defense response. Gene Ontology annotation, cellular component: plasma membrane; NADPH oxidase complex. NCBI's taxonomy places the organism in Eukaryota, Metazoa, Chordata, Aves, Passeriformes, Tyrannidae. The record is from RefSeq and is a predicted model, not a curated record.
GAAAGAGAACUGUGGGCAUGAUUCAAUGGUUAACUUAUUUCCUAAAUGAAUGAGAAAGGAAACAAGUUGCUGCAAGCUUCUACUCUCACUUCCUUAUGAGAGAAGACAUAGAGGCUGUCCCAGAGAGAGUGGGGCUGUUGUGCACACACAUCUCAGGCAAUCAUGGGUAACUGGGUGGAGAAUGAAGGACUGUCCAUCUUCGUCGUUCUUGUGUGGCUGGGGUUAAAUGUCUUCCUCUUUUGGUGGUACUACCUUGUGUACGAUGUCCCACCAAAGUUCUUCUACACCAGAGUACUCCUCGGCCGUGCCUUGGCCCUUGCAAGGGCUCCUGCAGCUUGCCUGAAUUUCAAUUGCAUGCUGAUUCUGCUGCCAGUAUGUCGAAACUUGCUCUCCUUCCUCAGAGGAUCAAGUGCGUGCUGCUCUACCCGUAUCAGACGACAGCUGGACAGGAACCUCACCUUUCACAAAAUGGUGGCAUGGAUGAUCGCCCUUCAUACUGCAAUUCACACCAUUGCACACUUAUUCAACGUAGAGUGGAGUGUGCAUGCCCGUGUUGAAGAGAAAGAAACUCUGGCAGCUGUGCUUUCCAGCCUUGGUGACAAACCUCAAGAAACCUAUGUCAACUUUUUUAGACAAACUAUUGGGAAUCCUGUGGGGGGCCUAUAUGUGGCUUUCACGUACUUGGCUGGUCUCACUGGCGUUAUCAUCACGCUGGCCCUCAUUCUGAUCAUCACAUCAUCCACCAAGACCAUCCGGAGGUCGUAUUUUGAAGUAUUUUGGUACACCCACCAUCUCUUUGUCAUCUUCUUUAUUGGCCUCGUCAUCCACGGUGCUGGGCGUAUUGUACGGGGGCAGACAGCUGAGAGUCUGGCUGAACAUAAUCCAGAGAUUUGCUACAAGAACUUCACUCACUGGGGGAAGAAAGGGGCUUGCCCAAUCCCCCAGUUUUCAGGGAAUCCUCCUAUGACAUGGAAAUGGGUAGUAGGUCCCAUGUUUCUGUACCUGUGUGAGAGGUUGGUGCGGUUCUGGAGGUCACAGCAGAAGGUUGUUAUCACAAAGGUGGUCAUUCAUCCCUUCAAGACAAUUGAGCUCCAGAUGAUGAAAAAAGGCUUCAAGAUGGAGGUUGGACAAUACAUUUUUGUCAAAUGUCCAGCUGUGUCUAAACUGGAAUGGCAUCCAUUUACAUUAACCUCUGCUCCAGAAGAGGAUUACUUCAGCAUUCACGUCCGUAUUGUGGGAGACUGGACAGAGGGCUUGUUCAAUGCCUGUGGGUGUGAUAAACAAGAAUUCCAGGAGGCAUGGAAGCUGCCCAAGAUAGCUGUGGAUGGCCCCUUUGGAACAGCGAGUGAGGACGUGUUCAGUUAUGAAACUGUUAUGCUUGUGGGAGCUGGAAUAGGGGUCACCCCCUUUGCAUCUGUGCUCAAGUCUGUGUGGUACAAAUACUGCCACGAUGCAACCAACCUAAAACUCAAGAAGAUUUAUUUUUACUGGCUUUGCAGGGACACUCAUGCCUUUGAAUGGUUUGCUGAUCUCUUGCAAUCUCUGGAGGCCCAAAUGCAGGAGAGGAAUAAUGCAGAUUUUCUCAGCUACAAUAUCUACCUUACAGGCUGGGAUGAAACUCAGGCCACUCACUUCGUGGUGCAUCAUGAAGAAGAAAAAGAUGUGAUUACAGGCCUUAAACAGAAGACCUUGUAUGGAAGACCUAACUGGGAAAAUGAGUUCAAAACUAUUGCUGAGCGGCAUCCUGGCUCCAGAAUAGGUGUUUUUCUCUGUGGACCUGAGGGCCUAGCUGACACACUCAGCAAGCAGAGCAUCAGCAACUCAGAAGCUGACCCACGAGGAGUACACUUCAUUUUUAACAAAGAAAAUUUCUAACUCCCUAAGCAUGUGGGAGUCAUUCAAUACAAAGUCUAAAGACUGGAUGUGUUUCUCUGUUUGGAGUCUGAGAGGGGCAGCCCCACUUCUAAUGUCAGCUACACUAACACAAAUCCCUUUGCUUCUUGGGAAUUAUUUUGGUGCUGUGGUAAAGUAAAAGAGUCAGGUUUUAGCUUAGGGAAGUUUGCACUGCCCUCCACGUGCUGGCUAUUUAGUAGAAAUCUAUUUUCUUUGUCUGUGUGAGGGGAUUUCCCCUCAAUUAACUGCCUUUAUCCUCCUAUUAUUCAUCAGGACUGCUCAACAGUCCAGGCUGACAUACCCAUUUGGGAGCCAAUUCACACUGAUAAAGCUUAAUGCUAUUGAACAAUAAAGCAUUCUAGCAUAAUGCUACUAGGAGACAGCUUAUCCUGGCUGCAGCCAGUCCCUGAAAAAAAGGGAGUUGGGGAAGGGUGACUGGGAAAGUUAGUCCCGUGCAAGAGGAAAACUCUUUUGCACACCAGUGUCUUCCAGGCUUCCAACAUAACCCAUAAACGUGCCGUCCAACAGAGCAUGCAGGCAGCUGAAAAGCAGCUUCUCCUCUUUAGGGAAGUAGAGAGCUGGAAAGGAACCACCUGGGCUCCUGAGGACCACCCCAGCUGCAGGGGUAUGACGAGGAGAGAUUCAACCCCAGGCCCACACCUGGCAUAUGAGCCAUCACUUUGCUGCUUUGAGCACUCUCAGUUUCAACUUCUUCAGGUUCAUGGUGCAGGGAUCCAAACAAGAAGAGGUUUUGUGUUUUCAAGACUGCCAUUGCUGAUUUUCGAGGCUGAACAAGCUUGUUGUUUAAUGAUUUAAUGGGUAUUUUCUGAAGCAGUCUUAAAAGCACACAGUGCUUUUGGCCCUGUUGCUCAGCUGUUCCCCUUUGAUGGUGAAAAAGGCUUGAGAAAGGAGUGACCACUUUAUUCACAGCUAUGAAAUAAGACUCCCAUGCAGAGCACAGUACUUCUCUGUGUACACUACAGGUAGCAGGUUCUUAAAAACAACAACAAAAAGAGAACUGAAACUUUUAAUAGCAGUAGGGAAAAUAUAGCAGAGGGGAAAAAAAAGGCAGUAAAACCAGAAGCAUAGAAAAAUUAUUGAAAAAGCAAGCACAAAAAAGCCUUGAAAAAGCCACAGUUAAGUAUACUAUCAGUCUUCUGUUCAUCCCAGUUGCCUGAUUAGUGACUUUUAAACUCCACAGCCAAGUCCUGUGAUAGUUCCUACACAGCACAAGACCUUGCUGACAGGUUCUUACAGCCACAGAAGAAAGUGGUGGUCUCCUUAUGCAAUUUCAGACAAGUUUGUGCAGCCAUCUGGUCGCAUGUGGCAUAUUUUACACCUCAUCUUGCCAGACAGGAUGUGUUCUCCAUUUAGAGCAUUUUUAAAUGUUAUUGAAGGUCUCAAAGCUACUUCAGAAAGACAACCUACCAGUUCCUAUUUAUUAAUAUCAGUUUUUGACAAAUGUUGGCAAAGAUCAACUCUUGGUGGGUAAUUUUACACUUCUUUCUCUCAGAAAGGCCAUAUUCAAAUCCAGAUAAUUCUGUCUGAAACACACCUAUUAAAGAAUAGUAGAACAAAGAACCAAAGAAACUUCUUCUGUGGAAUAAAAAACAUUGCUACUGAAAUAUAAUAAGUAUCUCAUCCUAUGCAGAGAGUACUGAAACUUUUGCCUUUGAUUUUAAUGAAAAUGUGAUCAAGCUUUUAUACUCUUAGAAAGUGGGCAAAGAGGAAUCACAAGGGUUCUAAUGGAGACAGUAUAUUUAUCGUAUGAAGAGUCUCGGAGGGGUGUAUUUUAAGUCACUCAUUAAUUUUCUAAAAGUUUCCAUGUUUGUCCUUAAAAGGGAUCUUUUCUGACUCAGUCAUUUGCAAUGACAGUCCCUAACCUGCUGCACACUUGUACCAGGGCUUGUUUGUCACCUGGAACUCAGAAAAAGUAAUUACAUGUUUAUUAAUAAAUCACCAUCUUCUUAAAACAUAUAAAAGAAUAAGCAAGUGAGAGCUUCUCAGUUUCUUUCAAAAGUUUGUUAUAUUCAUGCUAAAAUAGCAAGCUAUGCAUUAUCAGUCAUGGUCUGAAUAUGUUUAUGUCUAGGAUACAUGAGUGAAAUAGAGAGCACUAAAAUACAAAUAUAAGAGCCAAACUAGCUUGUCUUCAGGGCAGUGGGCUACAGGCGAGCCUAAAGGACAGUCCUCCUUUGUGGCCAAAUGCCACAGCUUGCAAUCUGACCAGAUUUCCAUUGGGGGUCUUGCUGAAAACUUCCUUCUUCUGUGUGUUCGUGGAUUUUCUCUCUGGGUGGCAGGGAAAGGGAUCACUUUCUCAAUAAACUGAUUCUUUUUCUGUGAAGUUGCUUACUCCAAAAGGCCUGCCCUGGAAACAAAGGGUGGUCUCUCACCUUUGUUUGAGAAACUGCAAAUGGUUCUCAGGCAGUUUUGGGAAGGCCAUCUGGCACCAUGACCCUGCUGCAGCAGCACCAUCAGUGUUUUCUGAAAGGCAGAGCUGUCUCAGGGUUGGUUCUGUAGAUCUCGAGGUGAAGCAGAGCGAGUAGGGUAGCACUGAAUGGUUGAAGGCAGGACUUGAGGGAGUUCCACGUAUCAUUGAUGAGGGUCAAUUGCCACCACAAAACUCUUCCUUCCAUCUUUAUAAAGCUCCUG